AACGGUUUUCGUUUAUUCUCUGCUAUUAGUACUGCAGCAUCGGUACUCAUGACCAUGACCAAAUGACCUUUUCGCUUCUCCACUUUCUUUAAUACCGAUAACACAUCUUACCGCAUACCAAACUUUUUAUUUUUAUUUUAUUUUAUUUUAUUCUAUAAAGCUCACAUUCUUUCUACAAUUACAGGAACUUGGAAUUCCUCACGAUUUCAAAAAGGAAACGAACAACCCGCAAUAGGGUAAAAAAAAAAUCAUAAUGACACAGGGGAUCCCCGAUGUUCACCCGGGCACGCAAAUCGUUCCUCCAUCACCACCUCCAACGAUCCCGAUCCCACCACCACCCCGGCAACCACCCCAACGUCCGCCUCCAGCGGCACCCAAGUCCAUGCGGGUGCCCUCAUCGCCCGCACCUCUCUCAAUGCCCUAUAAUACCCACAACCGGAACCAGCGCAACAAGCACGACCGCAACAUUUCCAACACCACUACUCAAGCCUCCCGUUCAGCCCAUAGUAGGAAGAUCUCCUUGACGACCUCACCGGACAAGGUUAUCCGGGGUAUCAGAGAGUCCUCCCGGGACUCUUACCAGAAAAUCAAGGAAUUCCCUGCAGGCUUCCAAUACGCCGUCACCCCAUCCGCUCCAAGCAUCCAGACCUUCUCCACAAACGCUGGGAGAUCAAUGCAUAGUCUUGCUGGAGCACCGGUGAUCCCUUCUGGCCCCAGCCGCGCAACACCUGUGGCUGUCAAGGCCGGAUGCGCGGGACGCUACAUGGACGAGAUACGCUGCCGGGUCAAGGGCAUUCUCAGCGGCUUCCACUUUUCGAUAUCGGUGGGGUGCACGCUCCCGGUUGAAGAGGAGCGGAGAAGGGAACGCACCCUGCGGAUUAAGAAUAAUAGGAACGGAUGCUGCAUAUAUGAAGUGUAUUCCUCCCACGUACCUCCCGAUAUAUCGUAUCCUAAGAUUGACCCCUCCCACAGCGAAGCCUCCUCAACAGGGCCAACACUAACACCCCUCCAAUCCCUCAAACCCCUCCUACCAAACUCAAAAUAUCUACAAAAGUCCCUAGCAGACUGGAACCGCCAUUUCCAGUCACCACCGGCACACUGGGUCAUAAACUUCAUCCCCCGCGCAUACCUUCGUCGUGGAUACUACCUCGCCGAGGACGUGUGCGAGUAUCUACUGCAGAACCCGGAUGGGUGCUUGUACAGGAUUGAAUACGAGCCUAUUGGCCAUGAAAGUGUGCUUGUGGGCUCCAUUGUGCCGAGGGGGCUCGCCCGGCGGGAGAGGAAUCCGUGCCGGCAUUGGGAGGAGAGAGGUGGAAAGGGGAUGCCGGUAUCCAGUUAUUGAUGGGGGGUGGUGGCUUUUUGAUUGUUUUUUCUUCACUUUUUUUCGGUCAUUGUGGGCGUUCAGUAUGGCGUUCUUGUUUGCUUUUUUUUGUUUGCUUUUUUAUAUAUAUUUCGAUUGCGAGUUUGUCGAGAAUUGUGGGUUUCUUGCUGGUUUAAGUAAAGUUACGUGUGUAGUGGUGGGACUUGGAGACUGUAUACCGGUAUUCAUCAUUCAUUCGCUUCAGGACGGGAAGCCUUUUUAUUUUGUUCACUUUUGCGAUGAUUACAGGCCACUUGUGUUAGAAUUCGUUGCCGUAGCAUAGAGUAGCAGUACCGGUAGUAUGUGUGUUUGUGUCGCACGUGUGCCGUAUUCAUUCAUUCAUCAUUACCACUACUUGUAUAGUACGAGUACCACCACCACCUCCCUCCUUCCCCUUCUAAUAUAAACCUCCAAAAACAAAAACAAACAAAAAAACGAACAAAAAAGAAAACGCCGAAAGGGGGGGGGGGUAUGAUCUCUACAAGUACUCGAGUACAAGCAACAUACCGGUAAUACAAGUAAAUAUGGGGGCAGUACCCUAAGACACCGAGUACCGGUACCGCACCAUAGAAUCCCCUAUGUACUUGUACGCAGAUCGGUCGAUCAUUCAAACCCCUGCUUUAUACAAGUAGACGGAUACAGCAGCGUACCCCAAAAAUUCCACAGAGCCCAAUUCCGGGACAUUCCUACAAGUACAACGCCACGGCCAAUCCCCAGAACGCCACAAGGAACGCUAGCUUGUGGCUGGUCAGUGCGCUGGACGAGAAUGAAGGGGCAGCGUUUGGGCUGCUGGGGCUUGUCGGCGCGGGGGUGAUUCCAAUGCUCGGGGCUGAAGGUGAUGGGGAGGUUGUGGGAAGGGAGAGGACCUGGGGGUGGGGUGUUAGAGUGCUGGUAUUGGAAUUUAUGGGGUGGGGUGAGGGUAGAAGUAGGAAGAGUGAGGGAGGAGGAUAGGAGGGAGGGGUUCUAGUCCAUGUAAUGUACGGUACGUGUUAUGAGAAAUGAUGGUGUAUGGUACAUAGUUGCUUUCUUUCUUUCCUUUCUUUUCUAAGUCUAUUUUCUUUGCCUAGAAAGGGAUAGAUAGAAUCAAGAAUUUCAAAUGGAACGGGCAAAAAACGAACAAAAAAAAAACAAAAAAAAGUACGACCCCUUUCCAAUUCCCUCCUACCGGUCGGCGUUUUACGGCGGGGUCGAUCUCAAUUGCGUACCUUGAACGGAUGCGCCUCCGUGUUGAAUACCCACUUCUGCUCCGCACCCUUGACAAAGCCGACUUUUCCGCCCUCUUCGAAAAUCAGGUACAGGUACUUGAGCACCUCUGCGAACCAGAAGCUCUCCUGGUUGUCAUACUUUGCCCCGCCAUUCCCCUGGCCGACGUCGGACACGGCAGUGAAGCCCGAGGCCGUCCUGGCCGUGGCAUUGAUAGCCAGGAAGGCAUCCCAUGCCCAUUUCCUAUACUUCUCGUCACCGGUGGCGAUGAAGGCGUGGUAGUAGGACUCUAUGACCUCGGGCCGGAGGUCAUAGUAAGCAGCGGUGGUGUAGAAGCCGUUGCGGGCGAAAAAGUCGGUCUGCGCGGCCGGCACUUUUCGCGGGUCCCAGGACCAGCGCUCUGGGCCGAUGGACGAGGGCGUGCUGUUGUAGGUGUGAUGGCAGCCGGAGGUUAGGGCAAGGCCGUAGUCCGUGUACUCCUUCCUCGAGAGGACUUGGCCGCCUAGGAUGAAGUUCCCGCCGAUGAAGCAGGUUAGGUGGCCCUGGUUUAGGGAUAGGUUUUGUGCGUUUUCGUACUCUGCGACGAAGGUGAUGUCUUGGCGGGAUUGCGGGUGACUGGUUAGAUAUUUUAUUGUGGAGUCUGCUGCUGCGAUCCAUCUGUGGUGGCGGGUGGUCAGGGAAUGGCCGUUUCAAAGAUUUGUAUAAUUAUUGAGGAGAUUGGGCUGUUUAGCGGGGAGGGAGGGUUUAAUCCUGCCAUACCUUUCCUUAUACAAUUCGUAUUUCCCUUUAUCGUAAACCC
Molecule: messenger RNA, 3362 nt
Organism: Tuber aestivum (summer truffle)
Lineage: Eukaryota; Fungi; Ascomycota; Pezizomycetes; Pezizales; Tuberaceae
Source: the annotation of a GenBank genome assembly